AUGCCGACGCAGUGUCGGAAGAAGCGAACCGCCGUCACGUGUGCCGCUUGCAGCAAGAGGAAGAUUCGCUGUGCGCGAGACGGCCCGCCGUGCAGCACCUGCGUGCGACGGCGCGUCCCGGCGUCGCAAUGCGUGUACGAGACUCCGGCGACUCAUCGUUCUCUUCCGAGUAUUGGCUUAGAACAGUCUCCAGCGGGCGGGUGCUCCCAUACUGCUGGCGACGGCGCUCUAACGGCCAGGAUCGGGGUGCUGGAGAAGCUCGUUCAAUUCCAGCAAUCGCCUGGGUCGAUGCAGGUCGUACAGGGAACUAGCGCCGGCGGCAGCGAAUCUGAGGCGGCUGGUUCAGCGCCAACAGGAACGCUGAUUACAUCGCGCUCAGGUCAUACGCGAUUCCUCCCCGCCGCUUCUGCUUGGAACGUCAUCCGAAACGCGUCGCCAGACGUUCCAAUCGCCGACCAGGGAAACACUGUCACGGACACGCCAAGCGCACCUUUUCCCUUUGCCCGUGGCACGUCCGACAGAUUGUCAGACGUGCUGGCCAUUCUACCUCCUCCAGAGUUCUGUAGCGAGCUCAAGGACAUCUACUUUCGAGCUGUGGGACCGAUAUACCCCAUCAUCCACGGCCCAAGCUUCUCCAAGAUAUAUGACCAACACAUGGCGGAUGCUGAAAACGCGCCGACAGAGUGGGUGGCUCUCCUCUUCGCAAUACUCGGCACAGCUGUCUUGGCGGUCGACCAGGACAGCUCCCUUCUCCGCUCGUUGAGUCGCAAGGCGACCACUCUAGAGCGCGUCGCACAGCUGUCUGAGAGAUACUACUCCACAGCCAUGAGGUGCCUGGAUAUGGACCACUAUCUGUGGAGGCACAACUUGACUACGCUCCAGACUCUGCUCUUGAUGAUAUAUGGUAUCCACCAUAGUCGCGGCCAAACUUGGACGCUCCUCGGUCUCACAUACCAUCUCGCGCUCUCCAUCGGCUGUCACGUAGACCCCACGGUCUUUUCGCUCGAUGAAGUGAACUGUGAGGAGCGUCGUCGGUGUUGGUUGGCAUUGAUGAUGCUCCUUUGCAACCAAAAUAUGUCCAUGACAGGCUUUGACCUGCACAAGAUGACCGGCUCUUUUUCUAUUCAGUCGCCGAGUGCGGUUGCAUCGAGCGGUGAGUGUAUUGAGGAAGCACCAUCACUUCCCGCGGCUCCCGGGCUCAAUUCGGUGGCAUACUUCAUCCGAAAAUACCGUCUCUUCCAACUAUCAUCGAAAAUCAGCAAUUUAAGCGCAGGCAAGCAGCACGUGAAUCCCAUAGCGCUGCAGGAGCUUGAUUUUGCCCUUCAAGCUGAGCAGAGCGCAUUGCUGCAAUUUAGUGACUCUGCUUCCGCCACAUCAGCAGUCUUUAUCAACCUGCUGCAGUGCUUUUCUCACCACUUGAUGAUACUGUUGCACUGCAGAGUCAUUGGGGAUCCGUCGCGCCCUUCACACUACGUGUGGUCGAAGCAGCGCUGCUGGCAUAGCGCACGCCAGGUUCUGACCCUGCACGCCGAAUUCACGACGUCGGCUGUCUUCAGGCCACAUAGGUGGUACAUUCGCGGGCGGGGAGCAUUUUACGCCUUCCACGCCGCUUCCAUGCUCGUCUUUUUAGCAUCUGCCGAACGGGAGAGCUCACAGACUUCAGAGGUGCGGCCAUUGCUAGAUCAAUGCCUAAAGUCGCUGGAGUUGUUCAAGACACAAAGCCAGAUCUGUGCGAGAUCUGCUAAUAUCCUUAGUCACUUGAUGACGAAAUCGGGGUUUGUAGAUCAGUCAACCCUAGGUAGUGCCGAUACGGCCAGGCAGACCCCCAGUGACGAAUCCGGAUCGAGCCAACCUGCUCCGCAUAGCCAAGAUCCCGGGAAAAGAAAUGAGCCGUGGCAGGUCGGUAUGGAAAACCCGGAUUUUGUCGACUUAUUCGGGAAUUUUGCGCCAGAGCAGUGGCUUGAUUCAGAUUAUGUCGUCUGGCAGGAGGGAGACAUGUUUCUACCACAACUUAGCUCUAUGUCGUAA
Molecule: messenger RNA, 2028 nt
Organism: Beauveria bassiana ARSEF 2860
Lineage: Eukaryota; Fungi; Ascomycota; Sordariomycetes; Hypocreales; Cordycipitaceae
Product: Putative Zn(II)2Cys6 transcription factor
Exons: 3
Coding region: 1-2028 (675 amino acids)
Biological process (GO): DNA-templated transcription; regulation of DNA-templated transcription
Cellular component (GO): nucleus
Molecular function (GO): zinc ion binding; DNA-binding transcription factor activity, RNA polymerase II-specific; DNA binding
Source: RefSeq, a predicted model, not a curated record